Oncorhynchus nerka (sockeye salmon) is the source of this 3548-nucleotide messenger RNA. RefSeq lists its product as uncharacterized. Lineage: Eukaryota; Metazoa; Chordata; Actinopteri; Salmoniformes; Salmonidae. The transcript has 3 exons. The record is from RefSeq and is a predicted model, not a curated record. The coding region runs from base 202 to 3495 and encodes 1097 amino acids.
AGAGGAGGAAGGCCUCUCUGGCGCUGACAGGGGAGUGAGGGUGUGUGGCAUGAGGAGGGGGGGCUCAAUAUCAUUCUCUUUUUAAACAAGCUGCCCAGUUGGCGUGGACAGCAUCAGACCAUACCCUAACAGCAAGGACCUUCAUCCAGACGCGCUGACCAGCGAAGUCAGAAGUCAGUCCAUGGUUUCAAACCAAGUGUGAUGGAGUUCUGGUCUGGGAGUCAGGGGCAAACGCCCCUGUAUGCCAAAUUUGGGACUGUUCCUGGACGAAACUUUGCACAUGCAUAUCAGGACAAGCAUCAGGCAGCAGAUUUUCAACCGUACCUUUGUGAGCGGCAAGACUGGGCCAGGGAGCCCAGCUGUUGGACAGUACCAGGUUCUAGGACCGGAGGGGUCCUACAGGACUAUACCAACGGGACUGAUCAAGACCUGUCACCCUCUGCCCCUCAUUUCCCCUUUGCUCUAGACAGCCAGCCUCGACAGCUUCACGGUUUGAGGGACUAUCAGGCUCAAGAGAAAAGAGAGAGAGAAUGGCUGGUGGGAGAGGCUCAUAGAGCAGCAGCUAGGGAGAGGGAAAGGGAGUGUGAGAGGAGGAUGCAGAGGGAGGUGUUGCAGAGGAGGUGGGAGCCCUGUAGUCCUGUCCACUACAGGAGGGAGCCAGCCAAGAGGAGUUUGAGCAACACUAGCUAUCGGGAGCUGGAGGCCUGGGCGGCACGUUACAGCCACUCACUCCCCAGGAAGAGACGCCUGGAGGCAGGGCUAUGGGGAGCCCAGGGGCCGCAGGAGAGUGAGAGAGUGCUGGAGAAAGAUUCAUGGGGCAACAGAGGUGGAACAGAACACAGAGCAAGUGCAAUACAUCUGGGGGGACUUCUUCAGCCGAGAGAAUGGGGACAGUGGGAGAGAAGGGACACACAGAAAACUAUGUCCCACUACUUGUCUCAGCCUGUCAUUCCUGAUACAACAUACCCAUCAGACACCAAGGAGAAUGAGACAAACUACCAGAAGAGGGUGUUUAGUCAACCUCCAGGCUACAUUCCACCUCCGCCUUAUAACGCCCCACAUAACAUUUCACCAGUAAUGCAACAUGCUGAUAAAUAUACCACUAAAAAAGCAGUGGCUUCUGUGUACGCAGGGUGGAAUCAGGGAGCUAGCAGACACACAUACUGCACACUGCCUUCUCCAAGGAAGCAAGACAACUCUGUACUAGACUUUCAUAGCGAGAGGGGAGGGGGAGAUAGGUUUACAAAAGAGGACUGGAAGCAGAGGACCUGGUCUGAUCCUGGAGGGCAUAGGCAGCAAGGACAUGCUGUAGUUGGUCAAUGGACAGGUUCUUCUGCCCAUCCACAGAACAUCCGAUCUGAUAGCCUCUCACCUCUGCUGCAGUCCCCACAACAGCCUCAGACGUCCAACAUCUGUGAGAUGGCCAACCUCAGUGCCACCAUGGAAAGGAAAGUCAGCCUAAAGAAAAGCAGAGGAGGGGAGACCAUAUUUUGCUUGGUGUCUCGCAUGGGUGGAGCGGCAGGGUUGUCAAGUUCUCCUGAAGAACCACUAAAAACCCUUUCCCUGCCUCUCUUCACCACCUCACCUCGGACAACUGUGUCAAACAGUGAGGUAGACAGGGUAUCUAGAGGCCUAGAAGAGUGUGGUGACAUUAAUGAAUCGCAUAAGCUUGCAGAUGAAGUUGAUUCAGCUGUGCCAUCACUCCAGCAUGAGUCCAGUGCUCCAGCCCAGACCCCUGUCUACAAAAGAGACAGCAAUUUCAAACCUAAAGUGAAGGGGGUACUAGAAUGGAUGGGAAGUGAGCAGGUAGCAGCCCACAGGGAGGAGCUUCUCAGGGCCAUUCAGAGCCGACCAAGGCUUCAAGGAGAAGAAAGAGACCGUCAAAGCCUACCCAGUACGACGGACAUUGAAGUUGCUUUGCCAGAAGGCACCCAGGUUAGUGCUUCAUCCCCUGUAUCCAGGAGAAAAGGGAUGCAGACAUUGGCUCCUGUGUCAGUCAAGUAUCCCUUAUGGAGGGAGCCCAGUUACAUGGGCGGAGUCAAGAGUGACAAUCCCUCACCUUGCUAUUUGAAGGGUACUUGGAAGGAGGGCGAACCAGGUAAGGAUCUGAAUGAUGAUCAUACAGAAAAUAGCCCUGACGAUGUCAAUCAUCCCCUUGAUGUUGAAGUGAGGCGAUUGGAGUUCAAGAGAGACACAGAGUCUGACGGAAGCAGUGGUCUUCUCGUCAUCGACGCAACUUGUGUUGUAGUCAGAGUGGAGUUCAUUUUCCCCCCUAAAAAAGAACAUGUCCAGUAUUUGUGCUCACCAUCUCCUAGUGACCCAGCUGAGCCUGGUCUAGACCCAAGCUCCCCUAUCGACCUUAACCCAAUACAUAACCAAGUCAAGGAAGAUACUUCACCUGAACAGAGCACUGAUAUAUCAGCCCAGGUCUGCCCCCUGUUAGAUAGUGAAGAGCCUGUGAUUGAUUUUAAAAAGCUAGAUGUAGAAGAGCAGGUGGAUAAAGAUCAACAUACUUACUCUGACACACCUUUCACUGAAACAUACUUACCUCAGCAGAGAGAGGACACAAGCCAACUCCCUGAAUCGCUCUCGCUCUCGCUCUCGCCCUCAACUUCAAUUACUGACAGUAAGACAUUGGAGGAGCGUGCUGAAAGGAUUUUGGGGAUCCCUCUUCUGAGCUGUAGUGUUCUGGAUCAAACAGAAGAGGAUGAGUCGCCACAGCCAAACAAUGACAACAAUGACUCCCUUGAGGGCCUUCCCAUGAUUACUCUGGAGGAGUCAGUGUCAGAAAGAUCACCUGAGAUUGUUCAAGCUAAAGAUGACAUUUCAGUUGCAGAGGCUGGUGUCACUUUAGAUGCCCAGUCUUCACCAGACAUAAUUGUGGAGCCCAAGAUGGAGGUGAGAGAACAGACAUGUGAUUUCUCAGUGCAGUAUUCCAGUGAUGGUCUGCCUGACAUACAGGUAAUGUAUUCACAGAAGACAGAUACCACAAAUGUGCCCCCAUUCAAACACUGCGUUCCGGUCAGCCCGGAGGCAGGUGAAAUUGGUGAUGCUGGUUUUUCCCCACCCAUCUCUCAGUGCCUCAACCCACAGCGAAGUUACCCUGAUUCUCCCCCACACUCACCUUUAAAUAUGAAUUCCCCCUCUAAUUCAAGAUCCUCAUCUCCCUCUCAUCACUUCUUGACCAUACCCUCCCAGUUUACUUCUCAAUCUGCUCCUCCUGAAUCUAACACAGAUCCCCUCUGUCUUCCUGAGGAAGUGCCACUCUCUAAAUCAGACAUAAGCUUACCCCUUCACCCUGAUCCCUCUCCCUCGGUCCUACUCUCCCCCUCUAGAUCUCCCUCUCUCUCAGUCCCACUCUCCCCCUCUCGAUCUCCCCCAUCCUCUCUCUCAGUCCCCCUCUCUCCCUCUAGAUCUCCCCCUCCCUCUCUCUCAGUCCCACACUCCCACUUUAGAUCUCCCCUCCCUCUCUCUCAGUCCCCCUCUCCCCUCUAGAUCUCCCCCUCCCUCUCCCUCAGUCCCACUCUCCGACUUUAGAUCUCCCCUCC